Molecule: messenger RNA, 2109 nt
Organism: Peniophora sp. CBMAI 1063
Lineage: Eukaryota; Fungi; Basidiomycota; Agaricomycetes; Russulales; Peniophoraceae
Source: the annotation of a GenBank genome assembly
AUGCAGGCCAAGUUCCUUACCCUCGCUGCCAUCGUCGCCGCCGCGACCCACGUUGCCGUCGCCGCGCCUCUUCGCCCCUUCGAGCUCGCACCGGUUCACCCUACGCGCGCGAUUGGCAGGGUCCUCGCGCCAAUCGUGGGUGAGGUCUUGCACAACGGCGUCAACGGCGUCAGCGGCAUCAACAAGCGCGACCUCGACGAGCGCUCGCUCACCGCCAUCGAGAACUUCUUCGGAGGCCUCUUCAACAAGCGCGACGAGCCCCUCGACGCCCGCUCGUUGACCGCCAUCGGAAACUUCUUCAGCAACCUCUUCGGCCGCGACUUGUACGUCGACACGGAAACAGGCGUCAUCUACAACCAGUCGGAGAAGCGUGACGUCACCGAGGCGCGCUCGUUGACCGCCAUCGAGAACUUCAUCGGCGGUCUCUUCAACAAGCGCGAUGAGCUCGACGCGCGCUCGCUCACUGCCAUCGGCAACUUCUUCUCUAACUUGUUCGGCAAGCGCGAUCUCGACGCCCGCUCGCUGACGGCUAUUGGGAACUUCUUCAGCGGCAUCUUUGGCCGUCGCGGCCUUUACGUUGACACCGAGACUGGCAUCAUCUACAAUGAGUCGGAGAAGCGCGACCUGAACGAGGCUCGUUCCCUGACGGCCAUCGAGAACUUCCUCGGAGGUCUCUUCAACAAGCGUGAUGAGCCUUUGGACGCUCGCUCGUUGACGGCUAUCGGGAACUUCUUCAGCAACCUCUUCAACCGCCGCGCCCUGCUUGUUGACACCGAAACUGGCAUCAUCUACAAUGAGUCGGAGAAGCGCGACCUGAACGAGGCCCGCUCCUUGACCGCCAUUGAGAACUUCCUAGGAGGUCUUUUCAACAAGCGCGACGAGCCUUUGGACGCUCGCUCCUUCGAUGCGAUCAACAACUUCAUCGGCAACGUCGCGGAGGAUAUCUUGGGUGAUCACACCGCUAAGCGCGCCGUCGACGAGCGCUCGCUCACUGCCAUCGAGAACUUUCUUGGAGGUCUCUUCAACAAGCGUGAUGAGUCUCUGGACGCUCGCUCGCUGACCGCUAUCGGAAACUUCUUCAGCAGCAUCUUCGGCCGCCGCGGCCUCUACGUCGACACCGAGACGGGCAUCAUCUACAACGAGUCGGAGAAGCGCGACCUGAACGAAGCGCGCUCGUUGACGGCCAUCGAGAACUUCAUCGGCGGUCUGUUCAACAAGCGUGAUGAGCUCGACGCGCGUUCGCUCACUGCCAUCGGCAACUUCUUCUCCAACUUGUUCGGCAAGCGCGACGAGCUCGACGAGCGGUCUCUCACGGCUAUCGAGAACUUCUUCGGUGGUCUCUUCAACAAGCGCGAUGAACUCGACGCGCGCUCGCUCACCGCUAUUGAGAACUUCUUCGGAGGCCUCUUCAACAAGCGUGACGAGCCUCUUGACGCGCGCUCGUUGACCGCUAUCGGAAACUUCUUCAGCAACCUCUUUGGCCGUGACCUCUACGUCGACACGGAGACUGGCGUCAUUUACAACCAGUCGGAGAAGCGCGACUUGAGCGAGGCCCGCUCUUUGACCGCCAUCGAGAAUUUCAUCGGUGGUCUCUUCAACAAGCGGGAUGAGCCUCUCGACGCGCGCUCGUUCACCGCCAUCGGGAACUUCUUCAGCAACCUCUUUGGCCGUGACCUGUACGUCGACACGGAGACGGGUGUCAUUUACAACGAGUCGGAGAAGCGUGACCUGAACGAGGCCCGCUCCCUGACCGCGAUUGGCAACUUCUUUAGCUCGCUCUUCAACAAGCGCGACGAGCUUGACGCACGCUCCCUCACCGCCAUCGGCAACUUCUUCUCCAACCUGUUCAACAAGCGCGACGAGCUCAACGAGCGCUCCUUCUCUGCGAUCGGCGAUGCCGUCACGAACUUCCUGGACGAUAACUUCCACAUUGCCCGUCGCGGCGAGAUGUACGUCGAUACCGAGACGGGCAUCAUCUACGCCAACACGGAGAAGCGCGACGUCGACGCCCGCUCGUUCACCGCGAUCGGCUCGUUCUUCUCCAACUUGUUUGGCCGCGACGAAUUGGUCUCUGAUAUGUCUGCGCGUUCGAUCGACGACCUUGAGUAG